AAAAAAUUUAAAGAGUUUCAGUGAUUUACCGUUAUCCUUAUUCAAAGUGAAUAUAAGGUCGUUUUUUGAUUACCUGAACAGUUUGUCUGGUAAAUGUACCUAUUUCUAAUCGUUUUCUAGGAGCUGAUUGAGAAAACCGUAUAAGGCUAUGCCAAACAUGUCAAGGAAAUAUUUGAAGUCAAUGCACAAGUUUUAUUUUUUUUGCAUUAAGUUUGAUUACUAUUUAUAAUUCUUGAUUCUAUUUUUAACUGUGAAGUGUUUUAAAAGCCAACUACAAUGAGAAUUUUUAAGAAGUUAAGGUGAACAUAACCAUUAAAUAUUAACUUAAUUUUCUUGUUACAAUGGCUUCUAUUUCCAAAAGAUCAUGGAAAUUCCAGGACUUUAUGGCCCACAAUUCCAAUGUGAAUUGUCUGGCUCUGGGACACAAGUCAGGUAGAGUUAUGGUUACUGGAGGAGACGACAAAAAAGUCAAUCUUUGGGCAAUAGGAAAGCAAAGUUGUUUUAUGAGCCUGAGUGGUCACACGACCCCUGUCGAUUGUGUUCAAUUUAAUCAACUUGAAGAGCUAGUAUGUGCUGGCUCAAGGGCUGGUGCACUCAAAGUGUGGGACUUGGAGGCAGCAAAACUAGUUCGAACUCUAAAUGGUCACAAGUAUGCAAUCAAGUGUAUUGAUUUCCAUCCGUACGGCGACUUCCUAGUUUCGGGUAGUGCAGAUAGCUCCAUUAAAAUGUGGGACACUCGAAAGAAAGGAGUGCUCUUUACUUACAACGGACACAAGGGAACAGUAAACAGUGUCAAGUUCAGCCCUGAUGGGCAGUGGAUAGCUACAGGAGGCGAAGAUUCCACACUAAAAAUAUGGGAUCUUAGAGUGGGUCGGGUUCUAAAAGACUUUCGUGAACAUAUGAAUCCUGUAACAUGUGUAGAGUUCCAUCCCCAUGAAUUUUUGCUAACCAGUGGCAGUAUUGACCAAUCAGUCAACUUUUAUGAUUUGGAGAAUUUUAAUUUAGUUUCAACUGAGAACAAUGUUGGUGCGGUGAGGUGUUUGUGUUUUAAUCCAGACGGUGAGUGCUUGUUCACUGGUACUAGAGACUACUUGAAAAUUAUCGGAUGGGAGCCGAACAGACUGUAUGACUCUGUUCCUGUAUUUUGGGGCAGAGUUAGUGACAUUUCUACAGCUUCAAAUCAAUUGAUCGGCGCCUCGUUUCACCUGACCAACGUCCAAGUUUACGUAGUUGACCUGAAGAAGUGCAAGCCUUUCGGCUCUUCCGUAUUAGAUUCGUGUCCGACGAAUCCCUUCACUCCCAACCAGAGUAUUAGAAAAAGUUUUUCCAAAGCAGACAGACCGCCGAGUUUGAGCAGCCGCACCUUGGACGUGAAAACAAUUGAAGAAAGCACCUCUGGUACGGAUCCGGAAGAGGAAUCGACCGCGGAUAUUACCAACGUCAAGGAUUACAACGAAAUAUUUCGAGGAAGAGGACUGCAGCGGACUCCACCACCAGAUCCAGAGCCUUUCCAGGAACCAGAAAAGGAUAGUCCUGAUCCCUCAGAACCCCAAGUUCUUGGAGAUCUGAUUACUGACAGUUUUGAAGCUCUCUCGCUUGACAACGACAUCAAUAACUACAAAAAUGACCCUUCACAAGAUAAUUCCAAGCACUAUUCUCGGUCGAAGUCUAAUUUGGAUCAGGUUUAUAAUAACAGACAACAGAACAGAGAAAAUAUUUUACCAAACAUUAACAAAACGAAGCCAUCGACGAAGUUUGCAUUACAACGACAAAGUAGUUAUAAAGACGUGCCUGAAAAGGUACCCAAAGCUGGGAAUAUAAAGCACAGCGUGUCCGAAGCUAAUAUUACUAAAGGGUCAGUUUCUUCAAGAAAUUCAUCGAGGAAAAACUCUUUUUCUAAACCUAGUCGUAACUCAAGUGUACCUAACGUAUCAAAGAUACCUAACCUGAAUAGUGCCAGAAUAAUAGAAAAGGGUCCCGUCAAACCGAUAAUGCUGUCGCCAGUGGAUAUAUACGUAAAUUCUAGAAUAUCACCCGAAGAGAAACCUGUCGAGGAAGAUGAAGAUUUUUAUCCCAUGUCCAUUGAUAAACCAGUAGGAUUAGAUCUAGACGAUUUUCUUCCUAAGAAUCACAACACGAUGGGUUUUCAACAACAGCUGCCGUCAAUGUCGGAAGCGGAAGUGUUAGGUGUAGUCAUGAGAGGUCACGAUCCCAUGAUGGGUAUCUUGAAUACGCGACAAAGGAGCCUGAAGCUGAUCCUAGCCCAGUACAGAAGCAAAGAUAUGAAAUCUGCCAUCGAAAUGGCAUUGGCGAUGGACGAAGCAGCAAUUCUUGUAGAUAUUCUUGGAGUUAUAAAUAAUAAAUACUCUUUGUGGAAUCUCGAUCUGUGUGUUUUGAUAUUACCGAAGAUAUUAGACUUACUACAAAGUAAAUAUGAGACGUAAGUACAGU
Leptinotarsa decemlineata (Colorado potato beetle) is the source of this 2451-nucleotide messenger RNA. It is a transcript of the gene kat80, whose product is annotated as katanin p80. The record is from RefSeq and is a predicted model, not a curated record. Gene Ontology annotation, cellular component: katanin complex. Gene Ontology annotation, biological process: microtubule severing; microtubule depolymerization. Gene Ontology annotation, molecular function: microtubule binding. NCBI's taxonomy places the organism in Eukaryota, Metazoa, Arthropoda, Insecta, Coleoptera, Chrysomelidae.